AUGUAAGAAAUAUCUUAAGAUAAUAUAAUUGAUGGUAAAAGAAAAAGAGUAAUGUCAACAGAUGGUGUUUUAGCAUGUGUUACAACAAGUUUAUUGAAAGGUUGUGUUUAAAAAAAAGGUAAUAAAGUAAAUAAACAUUAAACAUCAAAAAAGAAAAUAAUAAAUUAAUAAGAAUCAGAUAGUUCUGUUGUUUAAGUUGUUAAUAAACCUUAAAAGAAAAAAGAUGAAAAAGUUAGAAUAACUAAGAGUGCUCUUAAAGAAUUGAUUAGUUAACAUUUUUUAAUCAUAGAUGAUGAAGAAUAGAAAUAAUAAUAGGUAUUAAAAAUCCUCUUUAUUUUUAGCCAAAAAAGCAAAUCAAACAUUAAUUAAAUGAAUUUGAUAGUCAAAGUUAGAAUCAAACUUCAUCAUCAUCAGAACAUAUUCCAAAAAGAAAUAAAUAUAAAUCAUGA
This is a messenger RNA of Paramecium sonneborni, 449 nucleotides long. NCBI's taxonomy places the organism in Eukaryota, Ciliophora, Oligohymenophorea, Peniculida, Parameciidae. The record is from the annotation of a GenBank genome assembly.